AUGGCUGGUGUUCAACAGCGAGUUUUGAAUUGGUUAUACAGUGUUCUUACAAGUGAAUACCGAGAUGUGAAUCGUACAUAUAAUGACGUCGCCCAAACACUUUCUCAAUAUACCUCAUUAUCCCCACGAACGGAUGUCUACACAUACGAAAAUGGCGCAUCUUCACUUCUCCUUCAUCUCUCUGGCACCCUACCUGUAAAUUUCCGAGGCACCAUCUACAGAUUUCCGAUCGCGCUAUGGAUACCUCAUGCAUAUCCGCAAGAAGCCCCAUUGGUAUAUGUGACACCGGUGGAAGGAAUGGUAGUAAGAGCAGGUCAACAUGUAGAUCCACAAGGGAAGGUCUAUCAUCCAUAUUUAAUGAGGUGGCCAGACUAUUGGGAUAAGUCCAAUGUACUUGAUUUUUUAGCGAUUCUUCGAGAUAUAUUUGCCAAAGAACCUCCUGUCAUAUCGAAACAGCAACAAAAUCCCCCGCCACGCCCACAAUCGACAGCUAUACCUCCUCCUAUACCUCCACUUCCUCCCAAUGUAGCUCGACCAAUACCAAGCUCAGCUUCCCCACGUCCAUUGAAUGACGAUCGACCCCCUCCUCCCCCACCGAAACCUACAAACAGUGCCACACCAUACUCUCCUUCAGGUUCCUCGCGGCGAGAUGUUGGGCCGCCAUUACCCCCGUUACCUACGCAAGUUGGAUAUGAUAAUAGCAAAUAUGGACCACCAAUGCCACAAUCGCCAAACAGACAAUCGCAUACUCCACAAAAGAGUAGUGGUCUACGUUAUGAGAGUGCUCCUCCAUUACCGCCUCAGCAAUCCAGGCAAAACUUACGGGAACCAUCAUACAGUCCUGUGAGUCCAAUAACUCCACCAGAAGAUCCAUAUAGACAGUCCUCAUACUCUCAAUCAUACCAGCAACCCCCUCAGCCCCAACAACCUCAGCAAGCUCCACCACAAGUACACAACCCAAAUUUUAUUCGGCAACCUGCCCCUCAAAAUGGUAGACCUCAACCACCGCCUCAAUAUGUACAUCCACAGCACCAGCAGCCGCAACAACCAUACCCUGGACAUCCACUACAACAGCAAUGGCCUCAAUAUCAGCAGCAGCAAUACCAACAACAGCCCGCGCCACCACAACCCAAAGCCAAAUCUCCACCACCAACCGACCUUCUUGAUGCCCCAUUAACUCUAUCCAUUCCCGACGCUUCAUCUGCCAACCUUCCCGCUCCACCUGUUCCACCCAACCCAGAAAAGGACAUGCUCCUCCACAAGCUCGCCAGCGCAUUACACUCUCAGCGCCUUCAUCACACCACACAAACCACCUCUUCACUUCCAGGCCUCCAGUCGCAACAAAAAUCCAUGCUCAGCACUCUCAAUGCUAUGCAAUCUGAACUUAGCGCUCUAGAAUCCCUCUCCGCCCUUCUCACCAACAACACAACCAUCCUACACAACUCACUACAAACUGCUGAUCAACUUCUCCAAUCCUCUCAACAUCGUACUCGUCCCUCCAUUGAUGAACUACUCGUCGCACCAACAGUUGUAGGAAACCAACUUUAUGAAUUAGUAUGUGAGGAGAGAAGUUUAGCGGAUGCGAUAGAUGUGUUAGGCAGGGCGGUUGAAAGAGGAAGGAUCAGUGGACCAACUUUUGCAAAGAUGACGAGAGGAUUGGCUAGGGAAUGGUAUUUGAAAAAGGCAUUGAUUAGGAAGAUUGGGAGGGGAAUGGGGUUAAGUGGGGUCGGAGGGCUUGGGUAUUGA
Messenger RNA from Sclerotinia sclerotiorum 1980 UF-70, 1746 nucleotides. RefSeq lists its product as hypothetical. The transcript has 4 exons. Gene Ontology annotation, cellular component: ESCRT I complex. NCBI's taxonomy places the organism in Eukaryota, Fungi, Ascomycota, Leotiomycetes, Helotiales, Sclerotiniaceae. The coding region runs from base 1 to 1746 and encodes 581 amino acids. The record is from RefSeq and is a predicted model, not a curated record. Gene Ontology annotation, molecular function: ubiquitin binding. Gene Ontology annotation, biological process: protein transport; endosome to lysosome transport; protein modification process.